UACGGACCAUACACACGCAACAAAUUUCCCACAUGAAUAUCACUUCUGCAUAGAAAAGUACAUUAUACUCUAUAUAUGUUUAUAUACUCGUUAUGUAUGUAUGUGUAUACUUGUAUGUUUCACUCUGUGUACAUACAAUGUGGAAUUCUGCCAUCUUUUCACACUUCCCAUUGUUUGUCCAUAUGGCAAAAUAGUCACACGUUUGCCAUGUGUGAAAGUGUGCAUGUAGGCUGUCUGUAGAUUAUAGGGGUUUUUUAGCUAGUUGGUGAUACUGUAAAGCAGGCUUCCUCAAACUCAGCCCUCCAGAUGUUUUUGGCCUACAACUCCCAUGAUCCCUAGCUAGCAGGACCAGUGGUCAGGGAUGAUGGGAACUGUAGUUUCAAAACAUCUGGAGGGCUGAAUUUGAGGAAUCCUGCAGUAAAGCAACAAUUGCCUAUGGGGUACAUUUUCAUUUUUAUGUCCUUCCAUAGCCUUACUAAAUCCAGUUUCACAUGGUUUUAUAGUACUUCAAGCUGUACCCUGCAGAACAACUUCCAGAAGUGCGUGGCCACUACUGCUGCAACAGAUGUGUGUAAAGUCUGUUGUAAGUAUGGCAGGCUUCACUUGGAGAAUUCUCACUAUGGGCUUAUCCAGACUUGUUUUUGUGCUGUUUUUCUAUGCACAAGUCCACGUUUUAAAGCUCCAUGUCCAAGUGCUCCCCCACCCCCAGUGCUUUCUCUUUGAAAACCCACUCCUUACCACUGAACUGGAGCAAACAGCAACCUGCAAAAAACCUGAUUUGCUGUUUGUUCCAAUUCAGCGGUAAAGACAGGUUUUCCUGGGGAAAGAAAAAGCACUCUGACACUGACCAGGAAAGCACUGAUCUGUGCCUAGAAAGUGCAGGGCAAAAGGUAAGUGGAUGAUCCUAAUGUUCUCUCUCUCAGCAUCCAGAACACAUUCUAGAAUUGUCUCAAAAGUUAUUUUAAAUUAUUUUCAGUACUGUACAUGGAAGUCGCUUACUAACUUCUGGUCUAGUUUCAUAUCUCUUUUAAAUUGUAUAAGAGAGGCUGGAACUGGAAAAAUUGAGUGAACAUGUUCCCCUCUCCCUGGAAAUGCUUUCCCCAUUUCUUUUGCACUGUUAUGACUAUAUAGUAGAGUAGGAUCACUAAUUUAAAAUAAUUGAGUUGCGCUGAGUUGUUUACUUUAGCUAAAAUGUGAGUAAGAGGUGGCAUGAUAGAAGUUUAUAAAAUUAUGCAUGGCAUAGAGAAAGUGGAUAGAGAAAGGCUUUUCUGCCUUUCUCAUAACACUAGAACUCAAUGACAUCUAAUGAAGCUGAAUGUUGGAAGAGUCUGGAUGGAUAAAAGAAAGUAUUCAUUUGGGCAGUGCAUAGUUAAAUUAUGGAUCCUGCUCCCUCAGUAGGUAGUGAUGAUCACCAACGUGGAUGACUUUAAAAUAGAAUUAGAUUAGACAAAUUCAUGGAGGAGAGGACUAUCAAUUGCUACUAGCCAUGAUAACUAUGUUCUGCCAGCACAGAUGGAGAGAACAAUGCUUCUGAAUACCAGUUGCUGGAAACCACAAGAGGGGAGAGUGCUCUUGUGCUCAAAUCCCGCUCGCUGGUUUCCCACAGGCAUCUGGUCGGCCACUGGAAGAACAGGAUGCUGGACGAGAUGGGCCAUUUCCUUAAUUCAGCAGGCUGUUCUUAUGGAUUGUGUGAUUUCAAAUUUAUGCGCUUGGCAGCCGGCUAGUUGAAAUCUCAGCAAUUAAAUGCUCCGAAGACAAAGAGCUUUAAAGUUAUUUUGGCACAGAAAUAGCUUUUAAACUUUCUGCUUUGCUUACUGGACUCUGGGAAAUGCUUGUGCGGGCUCUGGUGGUGUUAGUGAGGUCUUGCAGGGCCGUCCAAGAUCUCACGAAAGCCUCCAGAGCCCACAUGAAAGUUUCCAAGAUCCCAGUAAGCAAGACAGAGAGCUUAAAAGCUCUUGAUUACCAGGCUCUGGGAAACUCUCUUGCGGUCUCUGGAGGCUUUCACAAGAUCUUGGAUGGCCCCAAAAUACCUUGUGCUGGGUCAGGAAGGUAAGGUUGCUGGUGCAGGGACAGUUCCAGGGGGUUGUUUUGACUAUACAUGAUUGUGACUUUGCACACUGCCCCCCUGGAAUGUAACCCCUGCACAAGAGCAAGACACAGUCUUACUGUAUAAUACUCAAGCUAGUGAUUCUGGAUUUGGACUAGUGUCUCAUAGCGCAAUGGAGAAUAUUGCUUCCAUAGUCCAAAGUAAUAUUUGGGAAGGGCCAUAGCAAGUGUUGGGCUUCAGCUUUGCCUACAGAAGGGUUCCGGAUUCAAUCUCUGGUGUCUCAAGGUAGAGUUGGAAGAAACUCCUGCUUGAUAUCCUGGAGAACCACUGCUGGUCAAUAUAGAUAACACUUAGCUGAAUAGACCAGUGAUCUGAUUCAAUAUAAGGCAGUUUCCUAUGUUCCAAUGAUAGACAUACUUGCUCGUAUACUGCCACAGUUUCCUGUAUGGAAAUGUUAUCAGACUGUGGAAAUUGAUAAUGUGUGAUGCUCCUAUUUCAAAACACAGGGAUGUUUUCAAAACACAAAAUGCAAUUGCUAUGUGUGAUGAUUGAAAAAAAGAAAGUCAUUGAAGCCAAUUUUUAUUUUUUAAAAUAGCUGGCUAAUAUAAUUUUAUAAUUCUAGCAAAAAUGUUAACAAGGAAUGCUAUUUGAAAUGAAAGGUGGUAUACAAAUACUUUUAAUGAAUAAGAAAGGAAACAGAAUCACAUUGACAAAUACAUUUAGGAUUCCUGGUAUAAACAAAAUAUUUACUUUAUCAGUCUUGAACAAAGCUAAAUAAAUUUCUUGAAUACCAUAGUCUCAACUGCUGAUAUAUCUAUUCCUGAUCCAACUGAGACCCCACAUACCUUUAUGAACCUGCUGACCAUCAUAUCACUUCUUGGAACAUGCGAUUGGGUGACCUAGCUUUAUUAUCCCUUUUGAAACAGUAAAAUAAUAAACAUGUGAAACUUAGUUUUUCAUGUACCAAAUCAGAGUGCCACUAUGAAAAAAUAUGCAUUUCUUGAGUUUCAGAGCAAACUGUAAUUGCAGACAGUAAAUUCCUUGUAAGUUCUGAAAUAAAAGUUUUAUAUAUACAGUAGUGGCAAUGGUUGUUAAUAUUUUUCUUUUUUUAAUAGCAUUAAUUCUCAGGUUUUGGGAAGAGUACACUUAAUUAGACUUUCCAAAUUGCUUUACCUUCUUGAGGAUUUUCGAAAUGUCAUAUAGAGAGGGGCUUAGUUUCUAGUACUGUGUGUUACUAUUUAAGAGAUUUUUGAAAUAUUGAACAGUGUAUAAAUGCUUUAAAAUAAUUAAAUUUAGCAUAAGGAUAAGCCUUUGAUUGAAAAGUGGUGUCCAGCAAAAAUAAGUGAAAGAAUGUAGCAUUAAAGGAAAUAUUUAAAUAAUUGCUUUCUUAUGCUUGAAUUGAUUAUCCUGAUACUUCUAAAAAAAUAACCACCUGCAGCACAAUCCUAAGCACAUUUAUUACAGAGUAGGUAUCAAAGAACUCACUAAAACUAAUUUCUGAGUAAACAUGUAUAGGAAUGCAUUGUUAGUGCUUUUGAAUGUGGAAGAAAAAUGCUUGAUAACCAGCCACGUAUUUUUUUUCUUGUUCAGUCCCUUUGGAUUGUAGGAAACAGCUAUGGUAAUUUUUCCUUAGUAAGAGAGAAAGGUGAACAAUUAAAGAGUCCCGAGUGUUUUAUUUCAUAGUUCAAAUUAGAAAAAUGUGUGAUUGUGCGAUGGGCACCUCAUAACACAAUUUUUCACACAGGACUAAGCUGCAGCAUGUUUUUGCUUCCAGCUUAGGCUGAUGGCUGUACAUUCGCACCUCAAAUUUCACCUCUGAAGCUCAUAAAAUAAGAACUAUCUGGGAAGGUGAUAUAUUUAGCUACUUCUGCAGUAUGUCUAACUUUAGCACCACUGGUAGUAGUGGUGGGUGCUUCCCUUCCCACAAUACCUCUGCUGUAUCACAAGCCAAGGACAGAUUCUCUGACUGUCAUGUAGCCAGCAGGGACAUAGAUUCUGGUGUAGAUCAUGUCUCUUGAUAAAGAAUUGCAAAGAGACACCCAGAAGUACUCAUACUCGGGGAUUAUUUGACUGUUGGGGCGGGGGGAGGUUCUUUGGCCUUGCGUCUAGGUACAGUGACUGAACAAUCCUUGCUGUAAGUAAGAAGAAGGCAAGGUAUGUUUCGCUUAGAAUUUGUUGGCCAUAAAAAAACCAAACUCCAAAUCGAGGAAAUAGCUCAUUGUGGCUGAAGUGAUCUCCCGGAAGGACUUGAUACCUCUGCUGGGAAGACAAAAGUUUGCUCAGGAACUAAGCCAGGAUGAUGAUCAAAGAAACAUCUCUGCGAAGGGACCCAGAUUUACGAGGAGAGUUAGCUUUCCUUGCAAAAGGCUGUGAUUUUGUUCUUCCAUCCCGCUUCAAGAAGAGGUUGAAGUCAUUCCAGCAGGCCCAGGUCCAAAAUAAGCAGGAGAAGAAACCUGUGACUACGUCCCCAGUGCCUGCAAUUUCAGCAGUCAGCUCACAGGCACUUCUGCCUGCGAAUAAAGUAACUGUUGGUACGCCCUUGUCCAUAAACAUUCCACGUUUCUACUUCCCCAACGGACUUCCUAAUGUCUGCAGUAGUCAUGAGGAGACCAUUGCCAAGGUUGAGGCAACCUUUUCUGAGUUUGAAGAUGAGAGAGUACCACUUAAUGAAAUGGGGAAAAUUGCAAAGAUAUGCUGCUGCCCUCUGUACUGGAAAGCUCCCAUGUUCAAUGCGUCAGGGGGAGAGCGGACAGGAUUUGUAUCUGUACAUUCAUUUGUGGCCAUGUGGAGAAAGAUACUACACAACUGCCAUGAUGAUGCAUCAAAAUUCAUUUGCCUUUUAGCAAAACCCAGCAGCAACUAUUUGGAACAAGAAGAUUUCAUCCCUUUACUGCAGGAUGUAGUCGAAACUCAUCCUGGGCUGACAUUUCUGAAGGAUGCUCCAGAAUUCCAUUCCCGCUACAUUACUACGGUUAUUCAAAGAAUAUUCUAUACAGUCAAUAGAUCCUGGUCUGGGAAAAUAUCCCUAACAGAGUUGAGGAAAAGCAACUUUCUGCAGACCCUAGCACUCUUGGAGGAAGAGGAAGACAUAAAUCAAAUCACUGAUUAUUUUUCCUAUGAGCACUUCUAUGUUAUUUACUGUAAAUUCUGGGAACUGGACACUGACCAUGAUCUCUACAUCAACCAGAAAGAUCUGGCUAGAUACAAUGAUCAAGCUCUGUCAGACAGGAUUAUAGAGAGAAUAUUCAGUGGAGCUGUGCUUAGAGGAAUUCAAGUGCACAAAGAAAACCACAUGAGCUAUGCAGACUUUGUAUGGCUUCUAAUUUCUGAAGAAGACAAAAGAAGUCCCACAAGUAUUGAAUACUGGUUCCGCUGCAUGGACUUGGAUGGGGAUGGCAUGCUCUCCAUGUAUGAACUGGAGUAUUUUUACGAGGAGCAGUGUGAGAGGAUGGAAUCCAUGGGCAUUGAGCCACUGCCAUUCCAUGACUUACUGUGCCAAAUGCUGGAUCUAGUGAAGCCAGAGUGUGAGGGAAGGGUAACUUUGCGAGACUUGAAAAGAUGCAGAAUGGCUCAUGUAUUUUACAACACAUUCUUUAACCUGGAAAAGUACUUGGACAAUGAACAGCGGGAUCCCUUUGCUGUGCAGAAGGAUGUUGAGAAUGAUGGUCCUGAACCCUCUGAUUGGGACAGAUAUGCUGCUGAGGAGUAUGAAAUUCUUGUUGCUGAAGAGUCUGGCAAUGAACAGUUACAAGAAGGAUCUUUUGAUGACGACUAUGAAACAGAUGAACUCUUAUCACUACCUGAAAUUGAAGAAAAGUCAGAUCACUUAGUUAUCUCAGAUCUAUCAACCUAAACAUAUUGAAGAAGUGUCUCCAAGGUCUGUUGAUACUAAAUGGGAGAAUCCUCAGUUAUUACAUUUCAGGAAUUACUUCAUUCUUUUCCUUGAGAAAAUAACCAACAUUUGAAACCAUAACACCAUCUUUUAAAAAAAUAUAUAAUUACUUGCUUCUGCGGUUUGGUAACUUCCAGCAGUAUGGUAAUGUGUGUGGAUAUGGGUGGGCUUCCGCAGGCAUAUUUAGAAACUGCAGAGAAGCUAGAAAGGCUACACUGUACAACAAAGCAUGGAAAGGGUUGAAAAGAAUCCAUGGUUGUAGAAAACCAAAGAAUUUAAAGCAAGUUGAAGAAAUUAUUUCCUGCCUCAUGGAUUCUUUUCUCUUCUUUUUAUACUUAGAAACUGAACCUUCCGCUUCCUUCUCACCUUGCUACAUAAUUGUGACAAAAACUACAUGUUUUUCUAGAAAUAUUUUCAGAUUACUCCACUGAAUAAGCAUCACAGGAAGACUGUCAAUGAAUAGGCGGGGGGGGGUGUCCCAAGAGUUUAUUCAAAUCCAAUAUAAAGCUACUGGGUUUGUUUGUUUUUUAAAGUUUAUUCUAGAAAAAUACAGGCUAUUUGAUCUUAAUUGCCUUUCUUCACAGGAUGAGCUUUCCUUUUCUUACGGCUUUUCCAACAAAGUACAAGAGCCCCUCGUACAUGUUUAGUCUUAGCGAAUGCAAUACUCCUACAAAUCUCUGUAGAAAGAUCAUGGCACAUAUAUCCCCACAUAAUAAAGCGGUUACUGCAAGGAAAUAACCCAAAACACUGCUGCAAGAAAUAGCAUAGCUCUUUCCUGCAUUGUUCACCAUUUUUUUUAGCUUUUAAAACUAAAAUCUAGGGUGUGAACCUCUCAUGAAUGAGAGGUGCAGGGUAUAUGCCCUGCCAAAUAUUAAACAAAAACCCUGAUACAGCAGCAAAAUUGACUGGAGCUCAGAAAGCUCCAUUAAAAUCAGUGACACCCUCACCUCCCCCAAACUUCACUAGUGGUUCUUGCUCUUUAGAAAUUAAAACGCUAGAUUAUGGUGCUUCCUCAUUUGCACAAUGGGGGAAUGUUGUGUGGCACUAAAGCAGGUUUUAGAAUUAGGCACUAAAUUUCUUUGAAAGCCACUGAGAUUUGCAUCCCAGACUUAAAAGCAUUGCCUUGGUUCAAACCCAUUUAAUAUGAAUAUAGUUUGUGCAGGCUAAACAGUAUGGAUUGUAAGUUUGGAUACUUUGGUAUUGAACUUGCUUUUGUCUUAAUUCUGUAAUAAAAUGUGUUAAAAUAAUAGGAAUAAUCAUGCAUUGAAUUAUAGGAAAUUGUUUGCACUUUUUUCAGAUACAAAAUCAAAUUUAAAAAUUCCAGCAUACCAAAUUUAGCUUCCUCUGCUAUAGGUUAAAACUGUAUUAGAGUUUUGGAACCUAAUUUCAGUGCCAGUCCUGGAGCAUGAAUACUGCAUUGUAUAAUAACAAUCUGGAAGAGUGUAUUUGAGCAUCUGCCUGGAUUGUUGAUGCAGGUGUAUGACUCUCGCUGACGGUGUGAGGGCUCUGAGGUUCAUCUCGGUGAUUUGCCUUGGUCACAAACAGAAGGCGGCCUGUCCUUUACCCUGUGUUCUUUAUCUGUACACAUGUGUACACAUAUACACCGUUUUAUGGAAGUGCCAGGUGCAGUGCCUGAGCACAUGCUUUGCAUGCAAAAGGUCCCAGGCUGAGUCUCUGGCAUCCCCAAGCAGGGCUGGGAAAGAAUCCCAUGUAAAAACAUGAAAAACUGCUGCCAGACAGUUCUGAGCCAGAUGGACCAAUGAUCUGAUUCAGCAUAAGGCAUGUUCUUGUGCAGAGCGCUUUUUCCGCACUACUAAUUACUUAAGCAAAACCGUUUGUAGUUGGAAUUAGAGAAGGGGAAGUUUUUUGGCCAGAGGCUUGGGGUGCUCUCUGUAAUAACAACAAAUUAACAUUUUUAAAGCUGGUUUUCAAUAAAUAUAUAUUUUAAAUAAAUAAAUAACCUCAAUCAAGUUUUAAUUCCAGACCAGGUAUUAGCAACAGAGCUUAUAAGAAGGGUUCUAGAAUGAAAACCCCUUGAUUUACAGUCUGAUAAAUGGUGCAAAUGAUAAAGAAGUAUGGGAUUUAUCACUUUUUAAAAAGACUGCUGAUGAUAAAGAUAAAAGACAGAAAAUGUUUUCAUUUCCAUGUCAUCUAUACCAUUUAUAUUCACACUGAUCUUUUUUGGGGGGGAUUUGUAAUUUUAGGGAAAUUGGAGGAUCCCAUAAUUCUGAGUUGUUGUAAGAAAUAUUCAGUGCACAGCUCAUUUCCCCCAGAGUAUUAGAUUUUAUCUCAUAGCAUUUGUGCUAGCUAUACAGUUCACAAGAUUUCAUCCAAACCUUUGAUUCCAUCCAAUUCUUCAUUAGUACAUCAGUUGGUUUUAUAUAUACUAUUACAUAUUAUAGAGCAAACAUUGGAGAAAGGAGUUGGUAAAAUGCAACUUUUUUUUAGUAUUUUUAGUGGAACUGACACUAUGAUUUCACCAAUAUUUUUGAGCAACUAUUUUAAGUUAGCAUUAUUCCACAUUAGAGUGGUUAUUGUCAUGCUGCACCUGCGAUGUCCAGCCUCCCAACGCAGCUGUGUACUGAACAAAACUUUAGACUAGUCUCAUGCAAGUUUCUAGACUGGUCUGCUGUUUGGAAAGGUUUACUGCAUUCCUGUUACAAUUCCAAUCAGGAAUGGUUUAAUUUGACACUAUGUUCCUCACCCUCCUCCACCCACGCCAUGUAGUUUGGGUGAAUAACUGUAUUCUCUAGAGAAUCCAAACAUAGCAUCUUAAAUAAGCACAGGCUUCGCAUAAAGUGUUUCCUUGGUGUUCCCAGGAUCUAUUUCACACCAUUGCUAACUCAUUUAAACGGUUGUUCCGCUACGCUGGUGCUCUAGAGGCACCCCGUUUUAAAAUUAUGCAUACUUCUUUGGCUAAACACAAUUAUGCUUAUUUUCAUUUUGGAAAAAAAACGGUUAACUUGAGCUGCCAUAUCUUACUUGCCAUAAAGUAAAUGGCAGAGGCAAUUAUUAGCAUCGUUUCACUUGAAGCCAAUAGUGUAGAUAUGCAGAUAACUUUAGUGAAUAAUUUUAUAAGUGGUAAUCCGUUAGGUUACCACUUACAUUUAGCACUACAUUUGAAUAGGAAUGAUGUGUCAACAGGUCAACUGUAUGCAAAUUUGUAUUCAAAAACACUGUAAAAAUUUCUGUAUUGUAAAAAUAAAUAAAUGUCCUUAUGGAAUACUUGUAGCCUAAUUGGAGCAUAACUAGGAGCUAGACUCCCUAUGUUUUAUUCCCAGUUUUGCAAAACACCUGCUAUGCACCACUAGUAAAAGCUUGUUGAACUUUUGCAUGUGUGCAAAAAUACCUUUUGGACAACAGUCUGUAAAGGUUUUUUUAGUCAAAUUUUGAACGUUUGUUUUUAUCUGCUCUUAAUGCUGUAUAUCGGAUUUCUUGUCUGAAGAGUAGAAAUAAUAACACCUACCUCAUAUGAAAGGGGUUAGUAUAAUUCAGACUGCUAUAUUGCAGAAAUUCCUUUCAAUAAACUAAUCAAGCAAUACUUGUUUGGUGAUGCAUGUCCUUUAAUGCUUAUUGGGACAAAGUCUGUCUUCCACUGGUUAAAGUGGAAUGAGAGAGAAACAUGGUUACUAAAAAUGAAUGCUGCAAUUGGUAUCAAGUUUUUAGGCAGUGUUCAUGUUUUGGAGGUGCCUCACGCACUUUGUAACUGAUUUUUCUACUUUAUUUGGGCCGCCACUGAGAGGCAGUAUUGUGCAGAAGGCACAGAGCUGAGCCGAGUAUCAGGUUCAUUGGUAAGAGUGGUUUUUUGUAAAAUUGGACAAAACUGUCUGGAUUUAACACAAAAGCUCUCCCAAGAUCACUCCAAGAGCAUCUUGCGUUUAGCUUAAAAUAUAUAGCCUUAAAAGACCAAAAAGUUCAUCCACAAUGCCAAAAUAACUCUUGGGUCUAAGAAUAUCUUUGAGUAUCACAGUAUGUGAAGUCUAUGCAAAAAUAUUUUUUAAUGAAGGUCACAGAGACUAUAAACACUAAAUAAUUUGGAGAAAUGCUUGUAAUUAAUGUUUAUUCAUGUAUUUUAACAUGCUUUGUUGUUAUGUGUUAAGGUUUGCAGGAACUAAGAUGUACAAAAAAAAGUGUGAAACUUGUUUGACACAGUUGUCCGAGGAUUACUUGUGCUGGGCAAGGCUUUGCCUUAGCUAUUUUCCUUUGUAUUUCCUUUUUUGCAAUUAAAAAUAUUUUUAAAAAUA
Messenger RNA from Podarcis raffonei (Aeolian wall lizard), 10183 nucleotides. It is a transcript of the gene PPP2R3A, whose product is annotated as protein phosphatase 2 regulatory subunit B''alpha. The coding region runs from base 4344 to 5900 and encodes 518 amino acids. Gene Ontology annotation, cellular component: protein phosphatase type 2A complex. The record is from RefSeq and is a predicted model, not a curated record. Gene Ontology annotation, molecular function: protein phosphatase regulator activity; calcium ion binding. Lineage: Eukaryota; Metazoa; Chordata; Lepidosauria; Squamata; Lacertidae. Gene Ontology annotation, biological process: protein dephosphorylation. The transcript is spliced from 13 exons.